Messenger RNA from Anopheles coluzzii, 2692 nucleotides. RefSeq lists its product as uncharacterized. Bases 159 to 959 code for a protein of 266 amino acids. The record is from RefSeq and is a predicted model, not a curated record. Gene Ontology annotation, biological process: sensory perception of taste. The transcript has a single exon. Lineage: Eukaryota; Metazoa; Arthropoda; Insecta; Diptera; Culicidae. Gene Ontology annotation, cellular component: membrane.
AUGAAGUGCAACCAAUUUAUUGUCAUUUUCUGUCGAAUGUUAACACGAAUAAAGCCUUCGGUAAAUAUUCGUUGUGUCUUAGUUCUAUGUGAGCUGUGCAUACACCUGAGUAGAACAUCUGGAAAGUCGCUAAGUGUUUUUUUUUGGAGCGCAACUAAAUGAAGGCGAAGAGUGGUAAUCGGGAGCUUUUUGAAUCGCUGUUGCGUUUUCCGAAGCGAGAUGUGUUUGACUGUGUGCCAUUGCAUUAUCUCGUUCUCAAGAUGAGUGGCAUGGGAUGUAUCACCCCCCGUGCUGGUGUCCGUAACGGUUCCACUAUGACGACGUUGAUAGAUAUUGGGUUGUUUGUGACGAAUCUAAUAUUAGCUGUGACCAUGAUGAUUUACGGCAUGUUCAUCACCCAGCGGCACAUGCAGUCACCGAUCAUGUUCAUCGGAUUGAAAAUGGUGAACUUCACCUGUUACGCCUCAACUAUUUAUGGAUUGAUCAGCUGCUUCAUCAAUCGGCAUGAUAUCUGGAAAUUCUACAACGAGGCAUACGCCGUUGAUAACAUGCUGGAAGAGCUAGGCGAACGUACAAAUUUCACGCGCAGCUUUGCACUGUUCGUUGCCUACUAUGGUACUGCCAUAGGGAUGUGCGUUCUAGUGAUCGCAGUAAUGUACAGCGAAAACCUACCAUGGAUGCUGCUGCUGAACCUUGGCUACUCUUACUUUAGCCUCACAACAUUUCACAUCCUCAGUUUAACAUGCCUCGAUGUCGUACGGGCGCGUAACGUACGUUUAAAUAAAGUUUUUCGGAAGCAGUUUUCGCUCGAGGGAGACGUUGCAGAUCCACCAGCGCUAACAGUCUACGACCCGAAGCAAACGCUGAUAUUGCGCCAGAUAAUGCAAAUAUUUGAUAAAAUUAGUGACCUAGCUGACAAGGGGAGCUACUAUUACGGUAUACAGGUAAAGCGGUACUAAAUGAAACCACGUAAUGAAGGAUGCCAUGCCAUAAUGAUACGCGUUUCCUUGAUCUUUCAUUUUCCAGAUUAUGGUCAGCAUUGCGGGCUCUUUUGUUUAUUUAAUGUUUUACACCUUUGCCUUCACACUCGUCAUCCGUUCCGUGUUACCUGCCGAGAUUGUGUUCAAUGCUGGGCCAAUAAUUUCAUACUCAAUGUUCGCGUACAAUGUAUUUAUUGUGGCUUUCUACGGAAAUGCACUGAAGCAGCAGGUAACGUGGAGGAAGUCACGAUUUAAUCAAAUUAAUAUGGCAAAAACAAAUACCCUGAGUUUUUCUAUUUUACUUUUCAGGGUAAAAUUACCGGGCAGCUGAUAGACAAGGCCAUCAAUUCCACAAAUAAUGCUGAAUUAAUUGAAAUGGUAUCUAGGCCACUGUCCCGCUCGUAACUCGAUGUCGUGUAAUGUGACCAGAAUAUUUUCCUACUCAGCACAUUCACCUCAUCUCUGUUGUGGCUUAGUUGUUUAGUAGUUAUUGUUUUAGUUUAACGCGCUCUCAUGAUAAUGCUUUUCCCAAUGAACUUUGUUUUUGUCGUUAGUGUGCACAGCUAUGUUUCGCUAGCACGUUUGAUUUUGUGCUUGUGUUUGGGCUUAUAAGCACAUUGUGUGAAAGCGUUAAGCUAACGUUAGUUUGAUUUGCUAUCGUUUGGUACAUUUGAAUGGCUUAGCAACGCGUAGAGCUUUUUGUUGCCUGUUCAUUCAAUUCUCAAACGAAUUGUAUCCUAUAUAGUCGUGCAAUAUUUUGCAGUUUGAGUAGAGUUCAUGUUGCCUUUAUGUUGGGUGUUUGGGCGUUCAAUAUCUGUUCCAGAUUCUUUGCACCGACACUUGACCAUACUGUCAAUGUUUUAGCCCUAUUGAAUCGGUCGAUUUGGUUUUUGGCACAUUGGGAAAUUGGAAAGCUGGUUGAAAGUCUGUCACACAACACACACAAACACACUCUUUGAAUGGGAGUAACCGGAUGGCGUCGCAGUAAAAUUGACCCUUGAUUGCUUAUCCAAUGCCAUCUAGCACUAUUCAAGUGAUGCUCAGUGCGAUGCUAUGAACUUUACAUUGAUUUUGUUUUGCUGUUGCACCAUUGCUUUUUGUCUUGUAAGAAGUUAUGUCCUUUUUUGCUGAUACCAUGUAUCUGGAAUUGGGUUCUUUUCAUGCUUCAUUGGUGAUGAUUGUUUGCUGUUGUUGUGAUUUGACGCAUGUCUAUGGCAUUACGUCGAUGUACAUUUUCGGAUGAGCGCUCCUGGAAACUGCUAAAACAAAUACACCCUCUCUCGUUUGACCUUAUCGUGUGCGACAUGGCGGAUGCUUCUGGCGAUUGCAAUCAUGCGGGUGCGCUGCUGAUAUGUGGCAGUUGCGUAUGUUUUUGAUGCAACUGGGCCAUCGAUCACCGAUGAUAACAUGCGGACUUUUUCCGUUCGACUGGACACUGAUUUUUUCGGUAUGUUUCAUGCACGAUGCCUUGUUAUUGCUCCUCAAACACGUUUUAACUCAAUUUCACCCACGCUCUAAUAAAAAAUGGUUCUUCCGUCAAAGCCACCGUCAUGCUGGUAGAUUUUCAUGGAUUUAAUAGGACAAAAACCAUAAAGUGUAGCAUUUGACAUCAAAACAUAAACACUCGAUCGAUCGUUUCAAUCAGCUGAAGCUCAAAACAGAGCAAGAAAAUGAAUAUAGAAAUCUUGACAAAACGCUAUUGUAUAUGUUGU